AUAAUGCAUAUGCACCGCAGAUCAUCGCAUUAUAACGAUGAACGCGUUUGAGUUCCUGGGCUCGCUUCCUGGCGGCAGUGUGGAUCGUCUGUACCAAGAUGCGUGGGCGUGCCAAGCUGUGUUCCAGAGCAUGAGUCCCUUGGCCCAGCAGAUCGUCAUGCGACUGCUCUUCACGAACCAAGGGUCGUACAGCCACGACGCCAUCCUCCAAUGGGUCCAAGACCCGGCGCAGGUGAAAAUGACAGCCGCCAUCGAAAAGUUGCGGCAUCUGCGCGUGCUACGAAUGGCGCACGGCACUGCAGAGUACGUGUUGAACCCAGUGUUCCAAGACCAGUUAAAGAAAGCGCUGAGUUCGCUCGGAGGUAGUCCGUGGGAAGCUGGGCGGCACAAACUGCCGUCGGAAAAGCCCAUCGCCGCCGCAGAACUCGAGCAGUACGCGCGGAAGCGGUGGGACGCGGUGCUGCACUUCAUGGUCGGAUCGACGGCGGUGGCCGCGCCGCCCCCGACGGUGAUUGGGAUCCUCGAACACACGGGACUCAUGCAGCCUUCCAAGACGGACGCGCGCGCGCUCCACAUCACGGACACGGGAUACGAGUUUAUGCUCAAGGACAUCCACGCUCAAACGUGGAUCUUUGUCUUGGAAUACAUGAAGGAUAUUGAUCGAAAGGGCAUCUUGUCGGCCGAAGAAAUGCUGCAGUUUUUAUUCCAAAUGAGUUAUUGCCGCAUGAACGAAUACUACGCGGUGGCCGACCUGACGCGCCACCAGCAGCAAUUGCUCGGGGAUUUGGUGGAAUUGGGUUUGCUGUAUCGCAGAGGGGCGAAAGCCACGAGGUUUUACACGACCAGUUUGGCCGUGAAUUUGAUUUUCGGGGGCAUGCUGGGCCAGACGAGGUCGAGCAUCACCAUGUCGCAGGGUCUAGACCACCUCCACCGCCCUUCCAAAUCGCCGCACCUGCCGCCGCCGACUGCCGCCGCCGCGGACGCCCAUUUGCUCAUUGUUGUGGAAACCAACUUCAAGGUGUACGCGUACACGCAGUCUUCGCUGCACAUUGCCAUGCUCAGCGUAUUUGUCGACAUUGUGGCUCGUCUGCCCAACUUGGCGGUGGGGUUUUUAACUCGUGAAAGCAUCCGGUCGGCGCUUUCGAAUGGGAUUUCCGCCGAACAGAUCUACGAUUUCCUCAUGCAGCAUGCCCAUCCCAAAAUGCUUGGGAAUUCUCCCGUGAUCCCAGAGAAUAUUGCCGAUCAAUUGUACCUGUGGCAGCGCGAACGCAACCGCAUCAAGUUUGACGCAGGCGAGCUCGUCGAUGGCUUUGUCACCACCGAGGAUUUCGACGUGGUGUUAAAGUUUGCCCAAGACGUGGGCGUGAUGCUGUGGUAUGACUCGAUCCAUUUGCGCCUUGUCGUGACCAAAGCCGGUGGCGAACGCGUCCGCGAUUUCAUUAAAAACCAUUAAUAUAUCAUUGGUAUAGACUA
Aphanomyces astaci is the source of this 1473-nucleotide messenger RNA. RefSeq lists its product as hypothetical. Gene Ontology annotation, molecular function: double-stranded DNA binding; ATPase activator activity. Gene Ontology annotation, cellular component: transcription factor TFIIH core complex; transcription factor TFIIH holo complex. Gene Ontology annotation, biological process: nucleotide-excision repair. Bases 38 to 1453 code for a protein of 471 amino acids. The record is from RefSeq and is a predicted model, not a curated record. The transcript has 9 exons. NCBI's taxonomy places the organism in Eukaryota, Oomycota, Saprolegniomycetes, Saprolegniales, Verrucalvaceae.